AUGCUGGCAAACAAGACGGCGCCUAAUUGUAUGCAAUCGUACACGCAUGUGCGGCUAAGCGUGAAAACAGCCGCCGCACGGUAUAUGGCGGCUAAAAAAGAACGUAAACAAUAAAGCUGUCAAACAAGGUGGACGCAGCUCCAGUUCGUAGCCUAAACUAAUUUGCAGAUAGAAUUUUCCUAAAAAUGUGCUUUGCUUUCGCGAACGGCGUAAUUACUCGCUAAUAUGUUUAAGGAUACAUGUUACGUUCGUUCCGUAGUGUCCGCUUGUAGAGAAAGAAAGGAUGACAAAAAAGAAACCCUCACCACAAAAUCGCAUCUGGGAAAAGGAGCGCCGCGAGCGUCUGAACAAAACGUUCGAUGAUCUUCAGCGACUGCUGCCCGAACAUGAGCCAGCCUCAACGCUCAGCAAGGUGGAAAUCCUGCAGCGGGCAAUCGAGCACAUUAAUAAACUACAAAAAAAGAUUAAGACGCUGGUGGAAGAGUGCCACGAUCCGCUGAAAGACCACGUAAAGGAGCAAGAGUUACGCUUGAAGCGGCUGCUAGUGCGGAACGAAGAACUCGCGGAACUGCUGCGGAAAGCGAAGAUAACCGUUCCACCAUGCAAGUAUACGAUAUCGGCAGACGACAGUCAGCAACAGAACGAGGAGAAGGAGAAUGGAAACGGGCAUAAAAAGACGGUGCAGCGGCAACGCCUUGCCGGUGCAGCCGCCAAGAAACAACAAACUGUGAUAGAGAACCAGCCUCCGGCGAGUGUAGCGAGCACGGAGGCGGUAGGUUUAAGUAUUGUUAAAAGUAUUCCCCCACCAACCAGUGGGACGGAGAGCAGCGGGAUCAGCUGCAGUAGUGCCAGCAGCAACACCAUGCCAGCCCCAUGUCCACCCACAUUGCGGAACAUCAAUGGCAUCCCGCCCAGUAAUGGUGUGAACGUUACACCCGCUCUACUACCAACGCCCAUAAUGACGACGAGCGUAAUAAUAUCCAACAAUGGCAAUCUCGUCCAGGUACCGAUCGUUGCCCCACCCUCAUCGCUGCUGAUCGUCGGCAAUGAGGACAUUCGAUCGAAAAUCAACUUGAAAAAUCGCGCCCAAGACGGAAAUCCAUCCCGGUACCGGGGCAAACGGGGGAAAUUCACGAUCAAAUCGAUCGACCUCAUACCGGGCAGAAUAGUGAACGGAAAGAUACCGAUUCCACCGCUGCGAAGGAGCACCAACGACAGCUUGAAAUCGUCGAAAGCGGCACCGAGAUUGAAACGGAAACGAAUGCUCGAGAAGGGUGGUAAAAGGUUGCGCAAAUCAAGCACCUCUACAGGGUCUACAAAGCAGGACAAAGCGCACAGCGACAGUUCCAAGGCAAAACGUGCCCGACUCCAAGGGCAAGGGAAGUGUCAGAAUGGGGAAACUGCCACCAAAGAGGAUGGUGCAGCCCAACAGAAACAGCAUGAAAAUGUGCUUGAAACGUCAGCCCAACAGCCCAACCAGUGUGUGGUCGUUCCAGCGGCAAUGAAAAUCCUUCCAAAGGAGCAGGAUCAUACAAAAGUGCAUCCAAACGAAACUGAACCGACGCAAGAUACGCAUCUCGAUAUUAGUUUAAACCAAGCGGACCUAUCGGAAGACAUUUUUGCAAACCUGCACGUUGGACCGGACGGUUCGAAUGUGCAUGGAGGCAACGAGGAUGGUACGCUCUCACCAACGGCAGCGUAUCUGAUGAACUUCCCGCUCGUGGCUGGCGGUGGCAAAGCGGCCGGGAAUCAUGCAGACACUGGCGAGGCGGACGAAUGCCACGAUGCCACCGGGCCGAUGGAUCAUCAGCAAUCAGGAUCAGCAAACAAAGCGAACAACGUUGCAUUGGCAAAUGAACAAACGGGCAGCUUGUUGUUGGACAAUUUUUCGUCCUUUUUCAACUAUGGCCAUAUCGACACGACGCUGGGCACGACGGCACCGACCGUGGGUGGUCUGCCGGAUAUUACUACAUUGCAUUCGAUUCCUACGCUGACUGGUGGUAAUGCGGGCUCACAUGCAGCGACCACGAUUGGUACGGGCAGCUCGAGGGAAAACACUUUCACCAACUAUCCGACCAUCUAUCAGUCGAUUGAUAAUAUGCUUGAUUGUCGACCCGUGGCGCCAAAUCGGUCAGUGAUUGGCGCGUCCGCGAAUAGAACGCUUCCAACGGAAACCGACUUUAACGGCAGCGGGACGUUCACGUUCACGCUAACGUCCAACACGUGCACCGCACCCACGACGGUCCAAUCGUCCAUCGGUUCCGGUCACUUUUACGGGCCUUCGUGCGGUACUCUGAACCCAGUGAAGCCGGUAGACGAUUUUAGCUCGCCGAUGAAACCAUCGAUUGAGUUUACCUUUUCGCUAACCAGCACAACGGCCUCGCAGCCGAAAACGGUACAGAGCCAGUACACGAACAGCACGAUUCUGGCGACCACAAUGACCACACCGUCCUACGAUACGUACGGCUAUUUCCACAAAACUGUCGCCAAACCGAGCAACUACUGUGCGUCGUUCAAUGUGCUCGAUCCGCUACUGUCCACCGAGAAGCCGGCGACCAGCUUUACCUUUAGUCUGACAUCCUCCACCAAGACGGAACCAUCGUACACGCAAUCGACGAUAGUGACGGGUCCAACGAACACCACCCAAACGUACGGAACGCCUCCGAAGCUGUCCACUAAACCACAGCAACAGCAGCAGCAGCAACAGCAGCAGCAGCAGCAGACGGCAGCGGUGGAUAUCUUUCCUGCGAAGCAAGAAGCUGUUGUUAAGCCCGAAAAGCCACGAACAGCGCCGAAAACUCACAUGGAAACUAGCACUGCUCGGACUGACCCUUCAAACGGUCUGCAACAACAGCAACAGCAGCAGCAGCAGCAACAACUACAGUCUCAGCAGCAAACACAAUCAAAAUACGACGUUUCCUGGAUGGCGACCGGUGUCCACCAAGGUCAAUCCACCAACGCAUCGUCCCAAAACAGUCAGCAACAGACGCAGCAGCAACCGCACUAUGAAACCAUUGCCUCGCAAAUCAUCCCACCGAUUGAGUUCCCGCCGGCCGGUGGCUACACCACCACGAACAACUACAAGUCGGACAUCUUUUUCGCUCAUCCACCGGGCGAGGAGCACAACCUAACCUGGUCUUCGCCGAGCAAGCUGUCCAACAUCCUGAACGACAGCUCCUCGCCCUACUUCCCCCCGGUAACGCUACCGAGUUUAAAUGGCGAUCUGGCGCUCAACACUUCCGGGGGUGGAAACACACUCGGCGGUUCGACGGCGUGCACUGGCAACAAGAUGAAUACGGCUUCCAGCUGCAAGGUCGCCAAGAAAGCGUACCCGCAGAACAGCAGCAGUGCCAUUGGAGCGGGCCAGGCGGGUGAAAACUCCACCGGCGGUAGCUUCCUUUCCGUGAGUCAGCUCGUAAAUGAACCGUCCAAGUCAUACUCUGCUAAUGGUCCUUCGAUGAGUAAUGGUGGUGUGUGUCAGAAAUCGGCCAAUAACAACUAUUCUGCUGAAGCAUUGAUUGGCCAUUCGUACACCCAUUCGUCGACGGUUGUUGGGCUUGAAGGUGGCCGGAAGGAUAAGCUGUUUGAGUACGGAGCAAGCACACUGGAUAGUGGUUCAGCACCGUUAACGUUUAAUUUCGACACGUACGCAACAAACGGCGCCGGAGUGGAUUACAACAAGGGCUACAACUUUGGCAAUCAGCAAAACGGUUACAUGGCAUCUUCGUACGGAGAUUCGGCCUACAGUACAGGGUCGAGCAGUUGUGGCGCAUCGAAUGCGCCGUCGGCGAUACCUUACUACGGCAAGACCUCUGCCUCACAGGGAUACUACAAUCAAACAAACUUGGAAGGCACGCUGAUGGAACUCGGGUCCACGUCUUCGACGGUUACGAACUAUCCUAACCCUACCCAUGGGCAACCUACCGCCUCGGCUAGCACGAUGGGACAGGAAUACACAACACCGUACUAUCUGCCAUCUUUUGGAGAGAAAAAGCAACCCUCUUCAACGACUCAACCGAGUGGAUCAACCGAGCAGACGAGUGCAAAGAGUAAAAAGAACCAUAAAGCUGCUACAGUUGCUGCUGCGGUGGAAUAUGUGUUUAAUACGACGGUAGCUUCUACGAUUGCCACCACCAUUAUGAGCUCAUCGAGCUACAACUAUAAUGCGAGUGCUAAUGCGACGAUCACAUCCUCUGGAUCUAUGGGUCAUAGUGUCCCGCAAACUGAUCCUUCCUCCUACCCGAACUACCAUCAUCACCAUCAUCACGCGUCUCGCCAUCAUAACUAUCACUAUCUUCAGCCAACGCAACUGUCUGGCAGUGUUGCAUCGGACACAUCCAGCUCGGCCACUCGCAAGACUUCAUCUGCAGCCACCGCAACCACUACCACCACCACCACCACCACGUCAUCGUACAACUACAACGGCCAAUAUCUUUCGACGAAAGCUCCCCAGCAGACCCAUUUCGAUGCGUCCCAUCAGCCAUCUUACUCGCACUCACAUCACCUGAGCAUGGCACCGUGCAUCAACCCCACGCCGGGUGUUGGCUAUGGAAGCGGACAGUCAGCCACCAGUCAGUCUGCUUACGGGCAAUCUGCUUCCCACGAGGGACAGCAGCAUCACUACCGCCAUCAGCCAUCACAGGUAGUCCACCACCAUCACCAACAUCAUCAACAGCAGGAGCAACAUCAUCAACAGCAGCAUGUUGUAACGAGUUCCAGUUCCUCGCUACCGAACAGCAGCAGCAGCACCACCACCAUAACCAACUUUAACCUGAGCACAAUCUGCCCGGAAAUUAACGAAAAAACGGCCCGCUCGAGGGAAGGCCCGCUCCGGUCUGGUGUGGUGGAACCCGGUACGUUACGAGCGCCAUCGUCCGUGGCGUCGAUUGUACCGCACUGGUGAUCGCCGGUUCCUCUGUGUAAACCUGUUGAGUGAGAAGCAACCAAUCGUGUGCAAUCGGUAGUAUGGGGGGAGGGCGGUUUGUGGUUUAUUAGCUAUGAAUAUUAUGUUAAAACAAAAAAAGAAAUGUUCACAUUAAGCAGGAUAAUAAUACAAUAAACAAAAA
Messenger RNA from Anopheles arabiensis, 5066 nucleotides. RefSeq names its product serine-rich adhesin for platelets-like. The record is from RefSeq and is a predicted model, not a curated record. The transcript is spliced from 4 exons. Bases 284 to 4903 code for a protein of 1539 amino acids. Lineage: Eukaryota; Metazoa; Arthropoda; Insecta; Diptera; Culicidae. Gene Ontology annotation, molecular function: protein dimerization activity.